CCAACGCCCGGUGCCAGCGCGCGCUCUGCUGACGCAAACACGUCGCUGUGGCUCAGAGCGAUGGCGGACCGCGACGUCCCCAGACGUGCCCAGGGAGGGACGCAGCAAAGUCACUGAGCCACUUUGCCCGGCUCCGUUAUUCCGCCGCCCGGCCACCUGUUAACGAGCCGCCGCCGCCGCCGCGACCCGUGCCGGGAAAAAGCCUAGUAUGCGGGACGGGGCCUGCUCGGAGAGCGCGGACCGGGACGAGCCAGAAGUGGAGUGAAGCGCGGCGCAGAGCAGAGCAGCGCAGCGCAGCGGAGCGCGCGGGGCUGACGCGCCGCAUGUUGAGCCAGCAAGUUGACUGAAAUAACAAAAGUCGCGUCGACGGGGAAGGGGACGGACGCUCUAGGAUUUAACGGAGGUCUGAGGGGACAAUUCUUUUGGCAAAAUGAAAUUUGCGGAGCAUCUUUCGUCCCAUAUAACUCCCGAGUGGAGGAAACAAUACCUUCAAUAUGAGGCGUUCAAGGACAUGCUGUAUGCUGCCCAGGACCAAGCUCCGUCCAUAGAAGUUACAGAUGAAGACACGGUGAAGAGGUACUACGCCAAGUUUGAGGAGAGGUUUUUCCAGACGUGUGAGAAGGAGCUACUGAAAAUCAACACGUUCUAUUCAGAAAAGCUCGCUGAAGCCCAGAGACGCUUCGCCACGCUGCAAAAUGAGCUGCAGUCGUCCCUGGACGCGCAACGUGAGAGCGCGGCGCCGCCCAGUCUGCGCAAACGCAAGACCAUGUUCAACAUGUCGCAGGAGGAGCGCUGCAAACACCACAACAUCAAGGACCUGAAGUUGGCCUUCAGCGAGUUCUACCUCAGCCUCAUCCUGCUCCAGAACUACCAGAACCUGAACUUCACCGGGUUCCGUAAGAUCCUAAAGAAGCAUGACAAGAUCCUGGACACGUCCCGCGGGGCCGACUGGCGCGUCGGUCACGUGGAGGUGGCCACUUUCUACACCUGCAAGAAGAUCACACAGCUCAUCUCUGAGACAGAGACUCUGGUGACCACGGAGCUGGAGGGAGGGGAUCGUCAGAGGGCCAUGAAGAGGCUGAGGGUUCCUCCACUGGGAGCAGCUCAGCCGGCUUUGGCCUGGACGACCUUUCGCGUCGGCCUCUACUGUGGCUUCUUCAUCAUCCUCGCCGUCGCCUUCGUUCUCUCUGGGGCCGUCUUCAUCCGCUACGAGAACAUGUGGCCGCUGGUGCGGAUCUAUCGCGGCGGCUUCCUGUUAAUCCAGUUCCUCUUCCUGUUGGGCAUCAACACCUACGGAUGGCGGAAGGCCGGAGUCAAUCAUGUCCUGAUCUUUGAAAUCAACCCCCGAAACAACCUCUCUCACCAGCACCUGUUUGAGAUUGCUGGUUUCCUGGGAGUGCUGUGGUGCCUCAGCAUCCUCUCCUGCCUGUACUCCGAGUACCUCCACCUUCCCAUGCAGAUCAACCCGCUCGUCCUCUACGGGUUCAUGGUGCUUUUCCUCAUCAACCCCCUGAAAACCUGCUACUACAAAUCACGUUUCUGGCUCCUCAAGCUUCUGUUCCGCGUGUUCACGGCGCCGUUCCACCGCGUGGAGUUCGCCGACUUCUGGCUGGCCGACCAGCUCAACUCCCUGGUGUUUGUCCUGAUGGACCUCGAGUAUCUGGUCUGCUUCUACAUAUUCGAGCUGCAGUGGAGCAGCAACCAGGGCCUGCUGCCCAAAGGAAAAGGCGCCGCCGACUUCGUGUGCCACAGCUACUCGUACGGCCUGCGCGCCGUCAUCCAGUGUCUGCCCGCCUGGCUGCGCUUCAUCCAGUGCCUGCGGCGCUACCGCGACACCAAGCGGGCGUUCCCGCACCUGGUCAACGCCGGCAAAUACUCCACCACCUUCUUCGUCGUCACCUUCGCCGCGCUCUACGCUACGCACAACGAACAAGGACAUUCGGACGCCGACAUGUUCUUCUACCUGCUCAUCGUGUUCUCGAUCAUCAGCUCCCUGUACACACUGAUCUGGGAUCUGCGCAUGGACUGGGGGCUGUUCGACCGCGGAGCUGGAGAGAACACCUUCCUCCGAGAAGAGAUCGUUUACCCACACAAGGCCUACUACUACUGUGCCAUCAUAGAGGACGUGAUCCUGCGUUUCGCCUGGACCGUCCAGAUCUCUCUGACUACAAUGACCAAGAUCCACUCUGUGGGCGACAUCAUAGCUACUGUGCUGGCUCCACUUGAGGUCUUCAGGCGCUUUGUCUGGAACUUCUUCCGUCUGGAGAACGAGCACCUGAACAACUGUGGCGAGUUCCGUGCGGUGAGGGACAUCUCAGUGGCGCCGCUCAACGCCGACGACCAGACGCUGCUGGAGCAGAUGAUGGACCAGGACGACGGCGUCCGGAACCGCUCGGGCAAGAAGACGUGGAAGCGGUCGUACAGCCUGUCGCUCCGGCGCCCCCUGCUGUCCUCCUCACAAUCGAAAAAGGACACGAAGGUGCUAAUUGAAGACACGGAUGACGAAGCCUUCAGCUGAGUCAGCACCUAGACGCACACACACACACACACACACACACACACACACACACACACACACACACACACACACACACACACACACACACACAGAUAAACCCUAUACUUAUAAGGACCUCGGGCCUCCUCCAUUUCAGUCUUAUGUGUAGUGACCUUCAACCUUUAAUCAGCGAGGCUCUCGCCCUCGCCUUGAUAAACUUACCUCAUCCGUACUUGCUUGUGAGUAUGUUCGGUCUUUAUAAGUAUAGAAUACACGUUGUACUGCACAAACACACCCUGCGAAGCACAUACACGACGUAUCAGAUGGACAGACAUCAAGGGAAAAGAGCUGCACGCGCCUGGAAACACGCCGCCCUGGGAUUUUCCUCUCGGUUUGACACAGACGUUCUUAGUAGGUGUCGCUUGUGUUGAGACUUUUCUUUAGACCCGCCUUUCCUUUGUCCUGUGCGUCUGUGGAGGAGGAGAUUACAGGCUCCAGACGACUGUUUACUGUUUACAUGCAUUUUUUAACUCUAGGAUCAACAGGGAGAAGUCAAAGCCAAACAAAAGACUAAAUACUCAUCAGUAGAAUCCCGAGGAAGGACUCUGCACACGACGCAGCAUAUCGCAACUAAUCAACUGGUUUCAACUCGUUGAUUCUUUUUAUACUUCUUUGUUUAUUUGUUUGUUAGUUUUAGUUGACGUCGGUGUACAACUACAGCCCUGGAGGCAUUUGCAGGAAAAGUGCAUUUGAUACGCAAACGCCCACUUUUACACAACAAGGAUGUUUCCAUUCAGAGAUUUUUAGCCUGUGACGCUGUGCUAGGAUCAACUUAAUACGGUUUGACGUGCAUUUAUUACUCAAUUGUAGUUGUUCAGUACGUCUGUGUCUUCAUACUAUUAAGGCUAAUUUGAGUGUUCACACAAUGAUAAUGGAUGUAUUUUAUAAUAUUUGGAAUGUUUUUGCUUUAGUUGGACUCGUGCCACGUGAUUAACGAGCUCAUAGCUCUCGGUCCCCACUCCGGCCUCGUCUGUUGGUGUGAGACGGCUGCUCUGCCACAAAUUCAGUCAUUUCUCAGGUUUUUCAAAAAAAUAUGUGCUUCUACUACUGAAGGUGCGUGUAGCACUAAGGAACGCCUCCUUAUAUGAUGUGUUUCAAUACAAACGGAGGAAUGAUGGAGAUGAUGUGGGAUCGUCUUCAUGGCAGAGCAGCUGUGCACCACAAUAAAGUGGCCACUGUUUUUUUGCAUAAAGCGCCAAAGCUUCGCGUUUAUAAAUGAAUGUUGCCAGAGUAGCUGUGUCUGUCCAACCUGCCCCAGAGGGUCAAAGGUCACGGAGCCAAGCGUUUGUUCGAAUACCUUAUUUAAUUUACCACCGUUUUAGGAAGAAAGGCCUGAUAUCCCACUCGUGCUUAUUAGUGUUAUUAUUUGUGUUUACUGGCCAUCGUGUGCAGAUGCCAGCUGUUUGUCUCAACACAGAGCACAGAGCCAGGGUUCAAAGGUGGAGCAUAAAGCUGACGGGUUUACAACUGCUUUUCAGUUUAGUUUACCGCUAGCUGAUGUGUGUCAGAAUUAACAACGACGCAGAACUAGAACAGUUCAGGGAUCCAAGGAGCUGCUGGUUAUGGGCUGAUUCGCUCUUCUCUUUCUGUUUAACGUCCUCGCUCUGCUCUCUCUCCGUGGGGAACGCUGUGUCUCCAUCACAUAGUCAAAGAACAAACACCCACAAACCUGACUGAGAAGUUUCUGUGUGCAAUGAGCCGAAGAUUUAUUGGAAAGUAUAAAGUGUGUUUUAUCCGUUAGGGCUCAGACGAUGAGAAGCGUCCCCGUCCAUUACCUGAACACCUGUAAGUGCAAACAGGUGCAGAUCAUGAAACACGCGUGCACGCACACGCACACGCACACACACACACACACACACACACACACACACACACACACACACACACACUCUCUUUGUGUCAGAGAGCACAACGCCACAGCAGAUGGUCGUGUAAAAUAGCUGUUGUUCUGUCUGCAUGCUGCUUGAGUUUUACAUUGUACAUAGAUCUUAAUUUAUUGGACAUGUGUAUAUUAGCAAUCAUUGGAACAAUGGUUGAUUUCAUACGUUGCCAUUUUUGCUCAGACAGGCAGUAUUUUGUAGGUGAUGAGGAGCUUUUUUUUGUUGAUUGUUCACAAAAUCCUGCACUUUUUUCAUGUAUAAAUCUGUUGAAAACGUGUUUGUAUAAAAACUGGAGACAAAAAAAAAUCAAUAGAAAUGUAAACUGUGACCGGUGGUAUCGUUUGUGGUUUUGGAGGGGGAGGGUUUAUGUCCAGGGGUCGUGCAGGAGCUGGUUUCUGUGUCAUGAAGCUGUCCCAAGUGUUUGUACAUUUCUCAACGUGCAUGAAAACGUGGAUGUUGCGUCUGUCGUGAAGCGUCCUGCAGAAAAAGCGCUCUCAGACCCGCCUGCGCUCGCAUCAGGAGCAGGUCUGGGAUGCUUGUUCACGCCAGCUGGAAGCGUCUCUGCGGGGGAACACACGUUUUAAGAGGCCACGGUGCGUUCACGGGCGCGCGGGGCUAACAGGGUUCAUCGUACGGUUUGUGUUCGAUAGGACGGCGGCGAAGAGCCCUGACGUUCCAUUUUUAUCAUGGGUGAAACACACUCACUGCUUGCUCUAACGUUCUAGUGCUUGGUGUGUGCGCAGCCUCCCCCUCUCUCGAUGUUGUUUUCCUCUAAUCUAGCUGACUGUGAUAGUACCUGUGGUUUGGUAGAUGGAUGCUCUACUUUGAUAAGAUACAGAAAAGAUAAUAGAAUAAAUACAUUGUGGCUAAAUGUGAUUUUAAAAGACUUCAAGAAAGGAAAAUGUCUUACAGUCUGAACCAUCCUCCCCGCGUCCCUUUUACAGAGUAGUUUGUACAUGUCGAAUGUAUAACACUGUUCUAUGAUGGUUUUCCUGAUGGUAUUUGUAUUUCUGUAAACACUUUAGUGAUCCUGUCAUAUCUGGGUUUUAUAAACCAUGAUUAUUUUUAAAUCUC
Messenger RNA from Betta splendens (Siamese fighting fish), 5511 nucleotides. It is a transcript of the gene xpr1a, whose product is annotated as xenotropic and polytropic retrovirus receptor 1a. Gene Ontology annotation, biological process: phosphate ion transport; cellular response to phosphate starvation. Lineage: Eukaryota; Metazoa; Chordata; Actinopteri; Anabantiformes; Osphronemidae. Gene Ontology annotation, molecular function: inositol hexakisphosphate binding. Gene Ontology annotation, cellular component: plasma membrane; cytoplasm; Golgi apparatus. The coding region runs from base 431 to 2518 and encodes 695 amino acids. The record is from RefSeq and is a predicted model, not a curated record. The transcript is spliced from 15 exons.